Colletotrichum destructivum is the source of this 2001-nucleotide messenger RNA. Its product is annotated as Putative major facilitator, sugar transporter, major facilitator superfamily. Gene Ontology annotation, cellular component: membrane. Gene Ontology annotation, biological process: carbohydrate transport; transmembrane transport. Lineage: Eukaryota; Fungi; Ascomycota; Sordariomycetes; Glomerellales; Glomerellaceae. The transcript has 6 exons. The record is from RefSeq and is a predicted model, not a curated record. Gene Ontology annotation, molecular function: carbohydrate:proton symporter activity. Bases 306 to 1835 code for a protein of 509 amino acids.
CCUUCUCCGCCAUGUGGUCGUGUGUUUGUGUGUUUGUUCGUCCCGAGUCUCCUCUGAUCGGACGACUUUUCUCGCAAGCAAAAAGGGGGCAUUAGCUUUGAGCCCAAGAUGGCUUUGUCUCCACUCGACAAGGGACAACGUAGUAACGUAAUAUCGACGAGCCGUUGGGCUUGAUUUUUGCAGGCGCGUCUGAUUACUUAAGGAUAAGAAAGAGAAUGCAUCACGAAACCUGCCCAGACAGAGGAUCGUGUUCUCGGAGGCAAGAGUCGAGUGUUCCCUAGACAGCCCAAGCAGACGCAUACACCAUGGCGCCGAACAGGAUCCUGAAGCACUUCAACAGCACCCUGGCUGCGGCCUUUACCGUCAUCGCCAUUUCAACCUUCAACUACGGCUUCGACAAUGCGGGAUACUCGACCACGCAGGCCAUGGACGCGUUCCAGCGCCAGUUUGGCGACCAGAAUCCCACGACCGGCAAGUGGAAGCUGCCCACCGGCUGGCUGGCGCUCUUCAAUAGUCUCAACUACAUCGGGUUCGCGGCCGGUGUCAUCAUCGGCAGUCUCGUCAGCGCCCGCUGGGGCCGCCGGUGGUGCAUGUUCGCGAUGAGCGCCUGGGCCGUGAUCCCAGCGACGAUUGCCGUGACGUCCAACACCCGCGAGCAGAUUAUGGCCGCUCGUAUCCUCAACUACAUUUACGUUGGUAUGGAACUGGCCGUUGUUCCCGUGUACCAGUCCGAGAUCGUGCCAUCCGAAAUCCGUGGCUUCGCCGUCGGAUCGUACCAAUUUAGUCUCAUGUUCGGUACGCUUAUCGUCAACUCUGUCUGUAGAGGCACCAGCACAUUGGAAGGAAACGCCUCCUGGCGGAUCCCCAUGGGCUUGUUCUACGUGAUUCCCGUUAUCGUCAUGGGCCUGAUCUUCUUCAUCCCUGAGUCGCCGCGGUGGCUAUUGACCCAGGAUAGAGUCGAGGAGGCCCAGGUAUCUCUCAAGAAGCUCCGAGCCGGAACCAUUUCCGACGCCGAAAUCGAGGAGCAAUUCGCAUCCCUGCAGUACGCGUUGAAGCAGGAAGUCGAGCAAGGAAACUACAUGGAAUUGUUCAAGGGGAUCAACUUGAAGAGAACGGCCAUCGUGGUGAUGAUGAACUUUCUUCAGCAAGCCACGGGACAAGCCUUCGCCUCCACCUACGGAGCCAUCUUCAUCAAGGACAUCGGCACCGUCAACCCCUUCACGAUGACCAUCAUCAACGCCAUUGUGAACCUGUGCAUGGUAUUUGUUGGGUUGUAUCUGAACGACCGUGUGGGACGCCGCCCCCUGCUUCUUAUCGGAGCCGUCUGGCAGUUUGCAGCCAUUGUGACGAUGGGUUCUUUGGGCACCGUGGUAGAUCCAUCGUUUGCGGUCAAGACCAGCAUUGUCGCCAUGCUGACAGUCUUUGCUGCCGGUUACGUAUUUGCAUGGGCACCUCUCAACUACGUCGUCACGACCGAAAUCCCUGCCCUCCGACUCCGCGAUGCGUCCCAACGAACGGCCUCCAUGGUCAACGUUCUGGCCAACUUCUUAGUCAACUUCAGCAUCCCCUAUUUGCUCUAUACGCCAGGUGCAGGCCUAGGAUCCAAAGUCGGGUUCAUUUUUGCAGGCAUCCUGGUCUUCGCGCUUGUCUUCACUUGGUUCUGCAUCCCCGAAUGCAAGGGCAAGUCCCUCGAGCAGAUCGACCGGAUGUUCAACGAGGGCAUCCCUCUCCGAAAUUUCGGCAAAUACAAGCCUGAAGACGUAUUUCAGGACUCGACAGAGGAUGGCGAGAAGGGUGGCGUGGUUGUCAUGGCACGGCACGAGGAGAAGGCGUAACGCCCAUCGAAUUGCUGCAUGUAUCAGCCACCUGGUGGUGGUCCGUCCUAGUCUCGAUUUACUCAAGGAAUGUUGCUCGUCCCGUCUCCUCAUCAAGCGUUUUGCAGUGAACUGCCAGUGAACUGCGUCCAAGAACCCAUAAUAUCGAGAUGAAUCCUAACGCGAA